Messenger RNA from Candidozyma haemuli, 1197 nucleotides. RefSeq lists its product as uncharacterized. Bases 1 to 1197 code for a protein of 398 amino acids. NCBI's taxonomy places the organism in Eukaryota, Fungi, Ascomycota, Pichiomycetes, Serinales, Metschnikowiaceae. The record is from RefSeq and is a predicted model, not a curated record. The transcript is spliced from 2 exons.
AUGGCCUCCAGAGCGUUUCUCCGUUAUAACUCGAAAUCAGCUCUUGCAGAGCGGUUCCAGCAAAUCCUAGAUGAAAAAGUCACCUCGGCUCCAACUUCCCUAAUAGACCAGGACCCGAAACUUCGCCAGUUAUACGCACAGUACUCCAAAGACAGUGCAGACAAACAGUUCCAGCAAAAGUACCAGAAAGAACUAGCAUAUGUGAAAAGUGAAAAUCGUCUUCGAACAAAAGAAGCACGUGAACUUGCUGAUACGAUCACGAACCCGCCAUGGAAAGGUCAAGAGAAAGUGGAAGACACUGCUCUUCGAAUGCUAGUAGAUAGUGUUCCCAAGGCCAAAGCCAUGCCACGGCAAAAGACCAUCAUCACGCCGCCAGUGCCUCCAAAGGAACGGAUUGCCAAUGCCAGAGAGUCCAGUUUGGACUAUAAAGUGUCGAAAACGAAAACACCAGAGGAGGUGGAAAAGGAUAACUUUCGUGAAAUGUAUAAGGAACGAUUGAUGGGACCGUCGAUGUUUAUCGAUGCCACGUCGCCUAGAACGACUAUUGGCAUGAUUAGUUCGCUUGCAGAUGCACGGAUAAACGCUAAGAUCGACCAGAAAAGUGGAAAGUUCAAUGGUUCAGAUAUGGACACUGUAAGAGGGAAACCUCUAGAUAGAAAGCGAUUGGCCAACAGCACCGACACGAACUUCUUUGUGAAUGAGAUUUUGAACUCUCAGGAUUGUUUGCCGCCUUGGAUCGAUAGUCAGCAGGGCGUCGAAAGGGAAAAGCAGGUCUUUCGUCUUGAUAUGCAAAAGAAGUGGUUUACCAUUAUUAUCACCAGGUUACUGGAGAAGUAUGGCACUUUGAAAGGUGAUCUUUUACCGAAAGUGGCUCCUGGCAGUCCAGAUCUUUCCAAGGAUAUUUACUAUCCUGCUUUCCGUCGCUCAAACUAUUCAUAUAUCGUUGCCAAAGUGGCAGAUUUGAAUAGAGGUAUCCGCAACUACAACUUGCAGUGUCCGUCGACCAGCUUACAUAAAUGGAAGUUGACAGCAGAAAAAGAGAUUGAUAUGCUGUAUGAUGCAGUUGUUAAAAACAUUGCGGCGUUGGUUGAUGAGUGGGUGGAGAGACAACAGACCAUUCGUCAGAUUAGUCCAGUCGACAAGGGCGGCGGCAGCUCGAUGCUCAUACGGCUCUGGAAGCCAUUACCAAGUGAUUGA